AUGAGUCGUUAUAAAGCACUGCAGGAGCCCCUUCAAAGUCCCUUUGAGGAGGCUGCAAGUGCUAUCUUUGGAGUGCUCAUGCUGGUCGUCUUUACGGGACGCCCACCUUUUGUGGAGGCUGAUGGAGAGGGUCAGCUGGUCACGAAAUGGGCGUCGGACUGCCUCUCCUCGGGGGACUUGGGCAGCCUCAACCACCCCACCAUGGACGCCCCUGCUGAUGCUGUGCUGCGUGUGGCUCGGCUCGCCCUCUCCUGCACCGUGGAGCGCACUGCAACCCGCCCAAGCAUGGCACACGUCGCCAACGAGCUGCAGGCCAUCCGGGAGGAGGUGGUGGGGAAAGAGGAGCUGAGCGUGGCUGUGAAGGUGGAUGCGCAGGUGCAGGAGAAGGAGGUUGUUGCCAAUGUGUUAAGCUUCGAUGAACAGCUUCAGAUCAUAGAAGACAACUUGGCAGAAGGAUAA
Molecule: messenger RNA, 459 nt
Organism: Closterium sp. Yama58-4
Lineage: Eukaryota; Viridiplantae; Streptophyta; Zygnematophyceae; Desmidiales; Closteriaceae
Source: the annotation of a GenBank genome assembly